AUGGUCGUUGAAUCAAACGGCGGCACCUCUCCGCCGCAAGAGCUUGAGACUUUCAUACCACAAGAGGAAAGGAACAAGGAGAAAAUCGUCAGCAAGUACAAUCUAACCAAAGAUGUGGAGUCCGCGGACUUCGACCCGUUCUCGGAGAGGAAGCUGGAUAACCCAACUUCAAACAUGGACACGCUUACGCAUUUGCUGAAGGCCGCUGGUCUGAUCUCCGGCAUCUUCUUUACGGUGCUCGUCGCGGUUGUCUGCACUCACUGCGCUUACGUACUAAUCAAGUGUGCCCACGUGUUGUACAAGAAAACCCGCAAGACCAAAAUGAGUUUCCCGGAAGUGGCAGAGUCGGCUCUUCAAAACGGACCUCAAUGGGCUCGACCUUGGGCUAACUCCUUCAGAAUAUUCAUCCUCGUUAGUCUCUUCAUGACGUACUUUGGCACGUGCUCCGUAUACACCGUCAUCGUCGCAACUAAUAUAUCGCAGGUUGUGCUUCACUACUUUGAAGACCACAAAGAAGUUCUCGGAAUCAGAAUUUUCAUCAUAGCGUUGUUAUUGCCGCUCAUAUUCAUGGCUUGGAUCCGCAACCUCAAAUACUUGGCGCCGGUCUCUAUGAUCGCCAAUCUGUUCAUGGGUGUAGGCCUUGGAAUCACUUUCUACUACUUAGUAGGAACCGGUGGCCUAAGCUUCGAUAAAGUUAAAGCUGUUAAGCCGCCAGCCGAGUGGCCGGAAUUCUUCUCACUAACGAUCUUUGCAAUGGAGGCCAUUGGUGUGGUGAUGCCUUUGGAGAACGCCAUGAGAACGCCACGGUCGAUGCUCGGAUUCUGCGGCGUGCUCAAUAAGGGCAUGUCCGGUGUGACCCUAGUAUACAUUCUUCUCGGAUUCCUCGGAUAUCUGCGAUACGGUGAUUACGUCGAGGAUUCCAUUAACCUCAACCUGGAACAAGCACACAUCUCGGCCCAAAUCGUCCAAAUCGCCAUCGCCAUAGCCGUGUACUGCACGUUCGGGCUCCAAUUCUUCGUGUGUGUGGACAUCAUGUGGAACUGCAUAAAAGAAAAGUUCACCAAGCGGCCCGACCUUGCCGACUACGUCAUGCGCACAAUUAUGGUUACCGCCUGCGUCUUGCUCGCUGUCGCUGUUCCCACAAUUGCCCCAUUCAUGGGCGUCAUAGGCGCCUUCUGCUUUUCUCUCCUCGGCCUAAUCGCGCCCGCGUUCAUCGAAAUCAUCACUUUCUGGGAGAUUGGCUACGGCCCAUACAACUACCUGAUAAUUAAAAACGUAUUGGUUCUCCUCUUCGGGGCCUUCGCACUGGUCUUUGGCACGAAAGACGCGGUUAUCAGCAUAAUAAACGUUUACAGCAAG
Molecule: messenger RNA, 1359 nt
Organism: Iphiclides podalirius (scarce swallowtail)
Lineage: Eukaryota; Metazoa; Arthropoda; Insecta; Lepidoptera; Papilionidae
Source: the annotation of a GenBank genome assembly